AUGAGAUUAACGACGAUAGCAGCAGGCGUCAUUGCCUGGAUGGCGACGGAUGUCGUGGCGACGGCGUUGACGUACCAUCUGCCAGCCAACGAGAAGGCUUGCUUCUACACGGAGACCAAGAAGGACAACGAAAAGGUGGCAUUCUAUUUCGCGGUUCAAUCUGGCGGCUCGUUCGAUAUCGACUACAUAGUCGAGGGACCCGAGGGCAAGGUCAUCUUAAAGGGCGAAAAAGAGCGCCAAGGCGAUUUCGUCUUCACGGCGCAAAAGACUGGCGACUACUCUUUCUGCUUCGACAACGACAUGAGCACGUUUGCCGACAAGUUUAUCGAUUUCGAGAUUUCUGUCGAGAACGAGUCCCGGUCCGCGCAGCUGCCAUCGAAGCAGGGCUCGACGCCCGAACAGACGACGAUCAUCGAAGAGGCCAUAAUCAAAAUCUCCGGACAGCUCUCGACCAUCUCGCGCAACCAGAAAUAUUUCCGCACACGCGAGAACCGAAACUUUAGCACGGUCCACAGCACGGAGAGGCGGAUUGUCAACUUUAGCAUGAUGCAGAUUGGCCUGAUCAUUUGCAUGGGUGCCCUGCAGGUCUUUGUCGUUCGCUUCUUCUUCCAGGGCGCACGCAAGGGCUAUGUAUGA
Molecule: messenger RNA, 636 nt
Organism: Drechmeria coniospora
Lineage: Eukaryota; Fungi; Ascomycota; Sordariomycetes; Hypocreales; Ophiocordycipitaceae
Product: endosomal cargo receptor
Exons: 4
Coding region: 1-636 (211 amino acids)
Biological process (GO): Golgi organization; endoplasmic reticulum to Golgi vesicle-mediated transport; protein retention in ER lumen
Cellular component (GO): Golgi apparatus; endoplasmic reticulum; COPII-coated ER to Golgi transport vesicle
Source: RefSeq, a predicted model, not a curated record